Drechmeria coniospora is the source of this 675-nucleotide messenger RNA. RefSeq lists its product as uncharacterized. NCBI's taxonomy places the organism in Eukaryota, Fungi, Ascomycota, Sordariomycetes, Hypocreales, Ophiocordycipitaceae. Bases 1 to 675 code for a protein of 224 amino acids. The transcript has a single exon. The record is from RefSeq and is a predicted model, not a curated record.
AUGCCGACAUCGGGCGCGCGACGGUCCCGAGUCGUCAUGCUGCUUAUUGGCAUCCUCGGCCACCCACCUGACGCGACGUCUGGCGGCCGACAUUGGACUGGCAGUAUCGUCGUCGUCGUCCGUCCGUCGUCUUAUUCUGCUUCUUCGGACCCGUCGUCUGGCCAGUACGGCGUCGUCCAAGUCGAGCUGGUUCGUGUGACGGCACAUGGCGGUAGUUUCCUUCGGUUCCAUUGCCGCACCGACGAGGGAGAGCUUCCGACGCCAUGCGGUUGCGUGGGCCCGCGUUCGCUGACGGACGGCGACGGGACCAUGGCGGCGGUGUCGGCGGGUGGCCUUGCGUCACCGUCCCCGAUGCGGUCAAUAAUUUGUGGCCGGGAAGCAGGGCCGACGCAACCAGUCUUCGCCACGGCAGAGCGGUGCCUCGACCUCUGCACCCACCGAGGUUCGGACGACAACGAGUCGUCCCCUGCGAUCCGGUACCUGUCAAGUGCCGGCGCGCCCACCGGCAAUCGAGCAGCCAAGGUCAACUGUGCCGGAAGCCACCCGACCCGAGGCCGCAACCGGAGCCUGGGCUCGACCAGGGAGCCACAGCCCAAGAACCCGGUAGCGCUGUGCGUUCGAGAACGGCCCGAGACAAAUCGCACUGGCCAAGUGUCGGAAGCCAGGUGUCCGUGA